AUGUCAGAGAACAAGGAUGCCGUCACUGUCGAUGAGGCCAAGGUCGUUGACCCGGUCCCGGAGCAUGUUGAUGCCCCCGAGAACGGCACCGCUCUCGAUUCCGACGACGACGUGAGCGACGUCGAGGCCGACGACGAGGGGCUUGACGACGGACUGGAUGACGACGACGACGAGUUUGAGGACGACGAGUUUGAGGAGGAUGAGGAUGAAGAGUAUGAGGAUGAUGACGAUCCGAAUGCUGAGGGCCGCCGGAUGCUUGCUGAGCUUGUCGAGGACGGGGACGUCGAGACCGACGACGAGGAUGACGCGUUCGAUGGCAACGUCGUGGCCGGCAAGAAGCGAAAGGUCGGUGAGGCGGAUGGUGACCUCGUCGGCGACGCCCACCCGCCGCCCAAGAAGCGCGUCGAGACUGAGGACGAUGCCGAGGAGUAG
Cutaneotrichosporon cavernicola is the source of this 432-nucleotide messenger RNA. RefSeq lists its product as uncharacterized. The record is from RefSeq and is a predicted model, not a curated record. Bases 1 to 432 code for a protein of 143 amino acids. NCBI's taxonomy places the organism in Eukaryota, Fungi, Basidiomycota, Tremellomycetes, Trichosporonales, Trichosporonaceae. The transcript has 4 exons.